AUGAAAGCAAACAAACUCGAAGGCUACAUCUUAGGGUUUUAGCAGUUUAAUACUGAGGAGUGAUCUCCCCCAAUUUCCCCAAAAAAUGGCGUCUUCCAAAACCCUAAUCCGCCCCGGAGUUUCUCUGAUGACCCGAUUCCUCACCCGGACUGUGCUUCCCGACCCGAAUCCCCUCACAUCACGGACCCCCGAAUUGAUCUCUUCAUCGAAAUUCUUUCCCUCUUUGUUUGCUUCUCAGUCACACACGCCGCCGCCGCCGCCGCUGCUGCCGCCGCUGCAUUUCCCGCAGAAUCAAAACGACGCCGAAUCGCUCAGGAAGAUCUCAUUCGAAGGUUUCCUCUACCCUUGUGGCAUUCCUUCUCUCCCGUUCUUCCUGCCCGACGGAGAUGAGUCUUCGUCAAAUGAGCCAAUGAUUUUAUUACCAAAGAGGACCUAUCAACCGAGCAACAUCAGGCGCAAACGGACACAUGGAUUCUUUGCUAGAAAAGCAACAAAGGGUGGCCGAAGAGUUAUUGCUCGGAGAGUCGCAAAGGGCCGUUUUAGAAUCACGGCGUGAUGAAGCUUCUGGAAGCUUCCACCGAAGUCAAGUCCACAUGCAAAGUUGAUUUGGUCAGUAGCACAGACAAUUGUGGAAAUUUUGAUUGACUAUUUGGAGUUUACUGUGCAAUAAUAAGUGUACUGUAGGCUGUAGCUUUUUUUUUUUUUUAAGAAAAUUAAAUUUAUGCAUAUUAUGUUUUUCUUUGAUUUACUGGUCUGAUAAUUGACAUAUUUCUUUCAGUAUUACUGAAUUAAUUCACCUAA
Molecule: messenger RNA, 801 nt
Organism: Erythranthe guttata (spotted monkey flower)
Lineage: Eukaryota; Viridiplantae; Streptophyta; Magnoliopsida; Lamiales; Phrymaceae
Product: Ribosomal protein L34
Biological process (GO): translation
Cellular component (GO): mitochondrial large ribosomal subunit; ribosome
Molecular function (GO): structural constituent of ribosome
Source: RefSeq, a predicted model, not a curated record